CUGAAAAAAAAAAAAGAAGAAGAAACUAAUUAUGGAGAAUGCAUGAAUCGGGGAAAAAACGGCCUGUUCUAACUUGUCUAUAAAUAGGAGGCAGAGGAAGAGGCAGAGGCAUCAAAAACCGGUUGAAUUGGUUAAGUAAGGCGAAGGCGAAGGCAUUAAUAUUAUAUUUGGAGUGGGUUUGUUUCUGUUGUGUAGAGAGCAGAGAAAGAGACAAAAUGUGUAGAACUGGAACUGGAAGAUCCACAUCCACCCAUCAUCAUUCCAUUGAAUCUAAUGGUUCCCAGACCCAGACCCAGACCCAGACCCAGUCCGGGACAAACCUACCACUCAUCGAUCUUGAUCCCGGAAUUCCGACGGUGUUCGAGCCAUAUUGGAGGAGGAUGGGAGACAAGUGUAGGGUGGUGAUCCAAGGGUGUGAUCUCAUGAGCUACAGAGCCACCACCACUAAUCUUUGCUGGUAUUUGCUGCCGGAGUUGGAGGAGGCCAUCCGGAGACUACAUCGCGUCGUGGGCAACGCGGUGGUCGAUGAACGACAUGUCGUUGUGGGGACUGGUUCCACCCAGCUCUUUCAGGCUGCGCUUUAUGCUCUUUCUACCCCCGCUGCCGCUGCCGCUGCCCCUCAGCCCAUUAAUGUCGUUUCCGCUGCUCCUUACUACUCGUGUUAUCCAGAUGAAACAGACUACUUGUGCUCCAGGCUCUACAAAUGGGCAGGGGAUGCCAACCAAUACGACAGUAAAAGUGGACCAUUCAUAGAAGUGGUAACCUCCCCAAACAACCCAGAUGGCUGUUUGAGGGAACCGGUGGUUGAGGCCCAUGGCCAAGGCAAGCUCAUUCAUGACUUGGCCUAUUAUUGGCCGCAAUUUACACCCAUCACUCGUCCCGCCGAUCAUGACCUUAUGUAUUUCACCUUCUCCAAAUGCACUGGACAUGCUGGCUCCCGCAUUGGUUGGGCACUUGUUAAGGACAGAGAAGUGGCAAUCAAAAUGACCAAAUACAUGGAUCUCAGCUCAAUUGGGGUAUCAAAAGAUUCGCAGUUCAGAGCAGCGAAGAUAAUGGAACUGUUAUGCAACAACUACGACCAAAAGCUUGGGUCUAAUUUCUCCAACAACUUCUUUGAGUAUGGGAAGAGUCUUAUGGCCGAAAGAUGGAAGAGUUUGAGAGAUGUAAUUGGACGCAGUGAUGUUUUCAGUCUCCCCACCUUCGAGCAGCAGUACUGCUGCUUCUUUGGACGUCUCUCACAAUCAUAUCCUGCUUUUGCUUGGUUGAGGUGCAAAGAGGAGAUAGAGGACUGUGGGAGCUUUCUUAGAGAGCAUAAGAUAGAGGGGCGGAGCGGGAGGCGUUUUGGAGCUGAUGCCAAGUAUUUAAGAAUAAGCAUGCUCAGUAGCGAUGAUGUCUUUCAGCAGUUCUUGGAGAGGUUGUCCGCCAUCAAAAUUUUAAACAAUGCCAACUGAAAUUCAUUUGGGCCUUUUUUUAAAUUUUAUUUUAAGUCUUUCGGCCGUAAUUGUAACCCCGAGGAUGAUGAGGAAGGCAAACCCUCUAUCGUCCAUGGUGGUUUAGUUCAUUUUCUUGUAACGUCUUGUUUGGCAUAGGAAUCUAUAUCAAUAGACAAUUGGUCCCCUUCUAUUUCUACGAUUUCUUAAUCUAGUUGGUUAGAAACUGCUGUAAAAUUGCUUCUGCUUAAACCUAAUUAAUCCAUUCAUAUCCUUUUCAGUCCCCAAUUA
This is a messenger RNA of Momordica charantia (bitter melon), 1721 nucleotides long. RefSeq names its product L-tryptophan--pyruvate aminotransferase 1. Gene Ontology annotation, molecular function: transaminase activity; carbon-sulfur lyase activity. Gene Ontology annotation, biological process: amino acid metabolic process. The record is from RefSeq and is a predicted model, not a curated record. Lineage: Eukaryota; Viridiplantae; Streptophyta; Magnoliopsida; Cucurbitales; Cucurbitaceae.